Molecule: messenger RNA, 393 nt
Organism: Harmonia axyridis
Lineage: Eukaryota; Metazoa; Arthropoda; Insecta; Coleoptera; Coccinellidae
Exons: 1
Coding region: 1-393 (130 amino acids)
Source: RefSeq, a predicted model, not a curated record
AUGAGGGCAAAUAAAAUUGCAGGCUGUCUUAACGACACUAUAUGGAGGAAUAAACAUCUGAACAUAAAAACGAAGGCAAAAAUUUAUAAGAGUAUCAUAAGACCGAACAUGAACUACACGGCUGAAACAAGACCAGACACUUCGAAGAGAAGGCGUAUGCUGGAAACAGCGGAAAUGAAUAUUCUCCGUAGAAUUUCCGGAAAAAUCCUCUAUGACAGAAAGAGAAGUAAUGACAUCAGAAAGCUGUGUGAAGUGAAGAAAAUUGGAGAGGGGAUAGACAACAGAAAGGAAGAAUGGAAAGAAUGGGCCAAGGCAAGAGAUAAAUCACCUCUAGAAAAGAGAAGUAUCGGUCGACCCAGAAAGAGAUGGAGCGAUAAGUUACGCACCGAAUAG